UCUUCUCAUCUGCGAUUGAGUCUAGAUCUGUCUCUACGUUUGGUCCAGCCAGUCAUCGCACGCAGCUUCGUUUACAAUUGUAUAUUUAUUUGUAUGAGUAAGAGGGACAGGAUUUUCAUAAUCAUAUUAUUACAUUAUAAUCAGCUUUAUCUGUCAUGUUUCCUUUCUACAGGUGGUUGCGAGCCCUUUCCUCAAGUAUUUCAGGGCGUUUGCGAAACAAUCACCGGGUACAACACAACAUCAUUCCCCAACUCCUUUGGCCAUCUGUCUGCACAGCAGAUGAUAAACUCACGAGAGUACUUCCUCUUCGGAUCCGUCCUAAACAACAUUUCAAGUUGCUAUCCAGACGUCUAUACAGCCUUUUGUCGGAUGUUUUUGCCUCAGUGUGACAAUGGCACGCAGAUACAGCUGUGCAGAAGUUCCUGUGAGGAAAUGCACGCAAGAUGCUCACCGGUUGGGUUGAGUUUACCAUUUUCAUGCAACGUAUUUCCCGACCAGAUGGACGAUCCAACCUGCUCUCUGAUCACACAGGCAACAGCUACAAUGACUUCCACGACAAAGUCAACAACAGCACCAACAUCAAAGAUACCAUCACAAACUAAAUCUAAGACAACACAGUCGCCAUCAACAACUACAAAACCAACAACAGAAACGUCAACAACAGCAAAACCAACAACACAGUCAGCAUCAACAAGAAAGCCAACAACACAGUCGCCGUCAACAGCAAAACCAACAAUAAAGUCACCAUCAACAACGAAACCAACAACACAGUCGCCAUCAACAACGAAACCAACAACACAGUCGCCAUCAACAACAAAACCAACAACAGAGUCGCCAUCAACAACAAUACCAACAACACGGUCACCAUUAACUAUAAAACCAACAACACAGGCGCCAUCAACAACAAUAUCAACAACACAGUUGCCAUCAACAACAAAACAAACAACAAAGUCACCAUCAACAACGAAACCAACAACACAGUCGCUAUCAACAAAAAAACCAACGACACAGUUUCCAUCAGUAACAAAGCCGACAACACAGUUGCCAUCAACAACAAAACCAACAACACAGUCGCUGUCAACAACAAAACCAAUAACUACACAGUCGCCGUCAACAACAACACCAACAGCACAUUCGCCGUCAACAACAAAACCACUAACAAAACUGACGCCGUCAAGAACAAAAUCAAGAACACAGUCACCAUCAACAAAAAAAGAAACCACACAGUCACCGUCAACAACAAAACCAAUAACACCCUCAACAAGAAAAUCAACAACACAGUCGCCGUCAACAAGAAAACCAACAACACACACAGUCGCCAUCAACAACAAUACAAACAACACAAUCACCAUCGACGACAAAACCAACAGCACAGUGGCCAUCAUCAACAAAACCGACAACACAGCCACCGUUAACAGCAAAACCAACAACACAGUCACCGUUAACAACAAAACCAAUAACACCCUCAACAAGAAAAUCAACCACACAGUUGCCGUCAAAAACAAAAACAACAACACAGUGGCCAUUAACAACAAAACUAACAACACAGGCGCCAUUAACAACACAACCAACAACACUGUCGCUGUCAACAACAAAACUAACAACACAAUGGCCAUUAACAUCAAAGCCGACAACACAGUGGCCAUUAACAACAAAACUAACAACACAGAUGCCGUCAAAAACAAAACCAACCACACAGUGGCCAUUAGCAACAAAACCAACAACACAGACGCCAUUAACAACAAAACCAACAACUACACAGUCGCCGGCGUUUGCGAAACAAUCACCGGGUACAACACAACAUCAUUCCCCAACUCCUUUGGCCAUCUGUCUGCACAGCAGAUGAUAAACUCACGAGAGUACUUCCUCUUCGGAUCCGUCCUAAACAACAUUUCAAGUUGCUAUCCAGACGUCUAUACAGCCUUUUGUCGGAUGUUUUUGCCUCAGUGUGACAAUGGCACGCAGAUACAGCUGUGCAGAAGUUCCUGUGAGGAAAUGAACGCAAGAUGCUCACCGGUUGGGUUGAGUUUACCAUUUUCAUGCAACGUAUUUCCCGACCAGAUGGACAAUCCAACCUGCUCUCUGAUCACACAGGCAACAGCCCGAUGGACAUGCGGCAAAGCAGGUACCUGGAAGGGGGAUCCCGACGUUAGUAACUGUAUAUCACCGUGGCUACAGAACAUUGGGGAUAGGUCUGCUGUAGCCUCAGGCAUCAUGGAAAGCACAGACAAGACCGGUAUUCUCUUCGCCAGGACGGUGCCCAACAAAACCCUCUUAAUCGUCAUGGACAACGUCGUGAUGAACAUUGGUACUACAUCUGAUGGAGUGUCUACGUUUCCGGUUCUAACAAACGUAAACGCUUCUUCCGGCUGGGAGAACGUGACAGACGGAAUCACCCUCCCCAAAUCACAACACCCUGUCGUAUCUGUACUCUACAACACGUCUCUGGGAGAGUAUCUUCGAUCCAAAUCGUCGGAGAGGACUGUCAACUCUCGGAUUAUCUCGGCAACACUGGUAAACCGAAACUCCUCAGAUGACGCCAGGGUCGCAGGCAAUGUGACCAUAGUUCUGGAACACACGGAGAAGACUAGUAACAUAUCAUCGUGUGUUUUCUGGAACAUCACUGAAGGGGACUGGUCCGAUAAGGGAUGUACGAAAAAGAACACAUCAGACACACAGCAGACAGUGUGCGUGUGUAACCAUCUCACCAGCUUUGCCAUUCUAGUGGAUGUGACAGGUCAAGAGCAUCCCUUCGCCCUGAGUGUGAUCACCUACAUCGGCUGUAUCAUCUCCAUCGUGUGUCUCUUCUUCUGCAUCUGCGUCUUUCUUGGAUUUAGACGAGUCCGUUGCCCCCGAACCAUCAUCCAUGCAAACUUGUGUAUCUGCCUGCUGGUCGCUGAAGUGGUCUUCCUGGCUGCAGUCGACAAAACAGAAAAUGAGAUCGCUUGUGACGCAAUCGCGAUACUCCUUCACUACCUGUUCCUGGCCGUGUUCACCUGGAUGUGUGUGGAAGGAGUGGAGCUGUACGUCUUACUGGUCAAGGUCUUCAACUUAAAAAUGAACAGGCUGAUCUACUAUCACCUGGCCGGAUAUGCUUGUGCCAGCUGGACAGAAUGGCUGGACGGUGACGAUCCAGUGGGCACUGGAGACUGGGAGCUCCUCGCGGACCUUCAGAGAGAAUACCCUGGACGGAUCUGUGCCAACACCACGGGUAUCCAGGCCCGUGUCCGAGGCUCACACGUGGAGGCGUUCGAGACAGAAGAGACGUUUGUGGUGCUGAACGCGCGGGAGGGGUUCGGCUGUAGAAACGACAUGCAGAGCGACUGUCUGUGCCAGGAUUAUGAAGUUCGGUUUUGCUGCACAGAGUCUGAUGCCUCGUCCAGUGACACCGCUCUGCAAAGUCAAGACACAACACAAGUUCCGACCGAUCGCUAUAAGUACAGUGGCCCCUGGGUUGAAUUCAACAACAGCUCGUACAUCUUCUCUGGGAACACGAGGGUACCGUGGGACCACGCCAGCCUAACUUGUCAAGACCUGUUCGCGAAUCUGGUCAGCAUACAGUCACAGGAAGAACAGAACUUCAUUAACGACUUCAUCGUGCGUACAACAAGCCUGGGGGCAGAGAACUGUACCUCCGGACAGAUCAACACAAUGUACUGUGAUCCAGAUGAAAAUAUAACCAUUGGGCUGUUAUGCAGAGGAGAUCUAACAUCGUGUUCUUGGAGUGACGGAUCGAGUUUGAUGUACGAGAACUGGGAAGAACAGCCCAACCCACAUGGAGACAACAGAUGUGGCACACUGAACAUGACCGACGGAAAGUGGAAGAUUUCUUCGUGCAGCCGCCCCAGGCCGUUCAUCUGUGAAAGAGUAUCGGCAGUUGUCAACAUCUCCGCCUCGCCCUUCGAUGGAUGUGGAGUCCAUUCGUCUUGCAUUGGAAGUGAAAUCGAAGGGUUGUACGGGUGUAGAUGCCACAGUGGUUACGGCAGUGAUGGUUUCUCUUGCCAAGAUAUUGAUGAGUGCAGUGACGGUACACAUAACUGUCACCCAAACGCCAAGUGCCUCAACACUGCAGGCUCCUUUUCGUGUAAAUGCAAACCUGGAUUCACAGGAAACGGUACCUCGUGCUCAGAUGUGGAUGAAUGUGUAGCAACGGCACCUUGCGACCCGAUGGCGAACUGCACCAACACGGUCGGUUCCUUUCUCUGUCAGUGUAGGACCGGAUAUACGGGGAACGGCACGUCUUGUACAGAUAUUGACGAAUGUACCACGAGUGCGCACAACUGCCAUCAGAAUGCGGAUUGCACCAACUCUGACGGGUCCUUCGCCUGUGCUUGUAACACUGGAUACACUGGGAACGGGUUGUGGUGCGAAGACAUCAACGAAUGUGACAGGGAUACAGCCGGCUGCCACCCGAACGCCACUUGCACCAACAUCCAUGGGUCUUUCUCCUGUGUUUGUGACACAGGUUACAGUGGGAACGGUAGCUUCUGCACAGAUGUAGACGAGUGUACCCAAGGAAUUGCCAUGUGUGAUCCCAACGCCACCUGUACCAACACUGCAGGGUCCUACAUGUGCGAAUGCAUCGACGGAUUUACAGGAAACGGUUCAUAUUGUACAGAUAUUGAUGAGUGCAAAGAUGCUUCAAACAACUGUCAUUCUGACGCAACGUGCACCAACAGUGAAGGGUCGUUCUACUGCGAAUGUAAUGUUGGGUACACCGGGAAUGGCACCUCUUGUUUUGAUAUAAACGAAUGUAGUGUAGAAACGACCAGUAAACAUACCUGCGCUGAAGAUGCCACCUGCACAAACACAGACGGGUCGUUCUUCUGUUUGUGCAACCUUGGAUACACAGGGGACGGCACAUCGUGUACGGAUGUCGACGAAUGUGCCAGAGAUACAACUGUCUGCCAUUCAAACGCUAUCUGCACCAACACCGAUGGGUCUUACACCUGUACAUGUGGUACUGGAUAUCAUGGAAACGGUACACACUGCACCGAUAUUGAGGAGUGCGACACCGGUGCUGACAACUGCCAUCCUAACGCCGCGUGCGUCAACACUGCCGGGUCCUUCUCAUGCUCCUGCAACAGCGGGUAUACAGGGAACGGCACGUCGUGCACAGAUGUUGAUGAAUGUGCAUCAGAGCCUGAAAACAACUGCGAUCAAAACGCCGUCUGCAGUAAUACUGACGGAUCCUUCCUGUGUUUGUGCGAUGUCGGAUACGCAGGCAAUGGUACACUUUGCGCAGUUGAAUUAUUGACAUAUUGUCCGAGAACACGACGAAGGUACAUCCUGUGGCCAGACACAGUCGGUGGGAUGGUCUCCCAACGCCCCUGCCCCACAGGCACUGUUGGUACUGCUCGCUGGACGUGCGGCAGUAACGGUACAUGGGAGGGAGAUCCCGACCUGACCGGAUGUGUGUCAAGCUGGCUCCACGAUCUUAAUACAGAUCGACCCUCUAAGGACGUCCUCUUCAUUAUGGCAGAACAUUUGGAACAUCAAAAAUUCAUCUACGGCGGCGACGUCAUCAUUUGCACGGAACUGCUUAACCAGAUGGUAGACAAACAUGAACAGGAACUGGACCAUGCACCAUAUGAACAUAAGAGGCACCUCGUCAUUAACUUUACUGAGUCGAUGCUAACAUGUGGAAGUGCUCUGUUGAGAAAAACCGAUGCCUGGAGCGACAUUCCUAUGGAACGCCGGUUCCAACUGGCUCCAGAAAUCAUGGACAAAACUGAAAAGUCGAGUCUUCUCAUGGCGAAGAAUGUUAAACCCGAUGAGACUGUCUCAUUCACAAGGGACAAUAUAGUGAUGGACAUAGUCGCCAAAGGCAACGGAAUGGCCAUGGACUUUCCACACCGCACGGCCAUGACAAAAGACAGAUCCUCCAUUUUGAAAGGCAUAGCGGAUACAAUCACGGUCCCCGGAACGAAGCAUCGAGUCAUCGCCUCGCUCUACAGGAACAUUGACCAAUAUCUGCUACCCAAGCGGGCUGAGAUCCCAGGCAUGAAUGAAAGUGGUUUGGAGAUGAACAGGGUCCUCUCCCGAGUCAUCUCCGCAACCAUCGUGAAUGACGGUCAGCCGGUUACGCUCAACGGCGGUACUGUCACCGUAUUCCUGCAACACAGCGAGGAUCUGUUUGCGCUGCAUGUCAUCACCUACAUCGGCUGCAUCAUUUCUAUCGUGUGUCUCUUCAUCUGCAUCUGCGUGUUUCUCGGAUUCAGACGAGUCCGUUGCGCCCGAACCAUCAUCCAUGCAAACCUGUGUUUCUGCCUGCUGGCUGCUGAAUUCGUUUUUCUCGUUGCCGUAGACAAAGUCCACAAUCCGGUUGUCUGUGACGUGGUCGCGAUACUCCUUCACUACCUGUUCCUGGCCGUGUUCACCUGGAUGUGUGUGGAAGGAGUGGAGCUGUACGUCAUGCUCAUCAAGGUCUUCAACCUGAAAAACACCAGGCUGAUCUUCUACCAUCUAGCCGGCUACGGAGUACCUGCGAUAGUGAUUUUUGUCUCAGCUAUAAUCAACUACAGCAGGAUUGGACUAGACGGAUACGGCAAAUGGAAUGAACGGAAAUAUUGCUGGUUGUCAGUCGAAAAAAGCUUCAUCUGGAGCUUUGUUGGUCCAAUGUUGUUGAUCAUUUUGGUGAAUCUGGGUUUCCUCGUCAUGACCCUGAAAGUGAUCUACUCCCAGAGAUCCCACGAUAAACCUGAACAGUCCUGGCAGGGAGAAAAGUUCAGGUGA
Messenger RNA from Branchiostoma belcheri (Belcher's lancelet), 6735 nucleotides. RefSeq lists its product as uncharacterized. The record is from RefSeq and is a predicted model, not a curated record. Lineage: Eukaryota; Metazoa; Chordata; Leptocardii; Amphioxiformes; Branchiostomatidae. Gene Ontology annotation, cellular component: membrane. Gene Ontology annotation, molecular function: G protein-coupled receptor activity; protein binding; calcium ion binding. Bases 94 to 6735 code for a protein of 2213 amino acids. The transcript has 42 exons. Gene Ontology annotation, biological process: G protein-coupled receptor signaling pathway; cell surface receptor signaling pathway.